Messenger RNA from Nematocida minor, 1638 nucleotides. RefSeq lists its product as uncharacterized. NCBI's taxonomy places the organism in Eukaryota, Fungi, Microsporidia. Bases 1 to 1638 code for a protein of 545 amino acids. The transcript has a single exon. The record is from RefSeq and is a predicted model, not a curated record.
AUGGCCAGGAGAGAAGUUAAGCUAAAGAUAGACAUGGAAGGGGUAUUGAAUGCAUGCAAAUCUAUUGAUAAAAACUAUAUUGAAGGUAUAGGAGAUAUGUAUGAUUUUGACAAUUUACUAAGAUUUUUGAAAAAGCUGAAAGUUAUACUCAGUGAUAAUAUAAAAAUAGAAAGUGAGUACAGCGAAGAGGAAAACAAAGCUGUUUUAGAUAUAAUUAUAAAUGACAUAUGCCAGUAUCUUAUAGAUACUCAAUAUGGAUUAGAAACUAUACGCGGGUUAUGUUUUGCAUUAAAGAAUAAUAAUGAUAAAAUGUCAAAAAACAUGAUUGUUAUAAUAUCGAAUGAACUCAUAAAGCCCAAUUCACUCAUAUACAGGCCAGAGCAUGGAAUAAAUAUGCAGUUUGAUAAGGAUAAGCCUCUAGAAAAUAUAGAUCCAGAUGACGAGAAUGCGGACCUGAGCACCAGAACAUAUACACUAGAGAUUGACAGCACAGGCUUUUCUAGCAUGGAAAGUUUUCUACAGGCCUCUGCAGUAAGAGUAGAUAUAUAUAAUCUCUAUUAUUUUUCUGCUUUAGCUGAUUUAAAAUCCAUGGACGAUUUUGAGGUCUCAUUAAUAGAGAAACACUACAGUUUAAGUGAUCUAUACACUAAAACAUAUAAAAAUACGGAUGUUCUAUUAAUAGACUAUGGAACAAGGCUUGUUUAUGAAAAACAGAAAGAAAUCGAAGAGUUGAACAAGCUAAUCAAAGAGAUGGAGCGCACUUCUGAUGAUAAGAAAAAGAAUGAUUUGAUUUUACAAAUUCAUAAGUUAUUUAGUCGAGAAGACUUAGGAAUAAUAUAUUCUAUCAGAAAUAAUCUAGAAGUAGUUCGAUAUGAAAAAUCAGUGCAAAUCAACGCAAUUAAUAUGGUCGAAUACAUGAUAAACAAUAAUAUACUUCUAGAAGAAAAAGAUGGAGAAAAGGUUUUAAACAUAGGCACCAACUUAUAUGAUUUUUAUAAAAACUUCAGAAAUUCUCGUAUGUAUUUUAGAGAAUUAUCAGAAAAGAAAGAAAAUAAGCUAGAGAAGGAAAAAGAGUUAUGUCUACAAGAGUUGAAAGACAAGAAAGCGCUUUAUUCUCAGCUAAAAGAGGAAGAGACAGAGGAGAUGGAAAGAGUAAAAUGUGCUAUCAAUACUAUUGAAAAUGAGAUAUACCUGCUAGAGUGUGAUGGUAAAAAGGAAUAUAUAGGAAACUAUAUUUUUGGAUGUAUGUUUCAAAACAGUGAGGAUUUCUCAGAUAAUCUAUAUCCUGAGCAAAUAAAAUAUAUAUUCAAAAAAAUUAAAGCAUUUGCAAAUGCACAGAAAAUAAAAACAGGAGAAACAGUAAAAUUGCAUAAAAGAAAUGAAGAAUUAAAAGGGCUAAAAGAGAAAGAAACUAAAGAAUUAGAAAAAAAGAAAGAGAAAGCAGAAGCAGAGCCUAAGUCCUUAUUUAAAAGACUUAUUAGUGAAAAUGGAAAAUUUGCAGCAAUAUUCACAGGCACUGUCGCUCUGGGAGUAGCAACAGCAGCAACGCUUAAUAACCACUAUUCAAACGAGUCUGCGCAAAACUCAAGUUCGUCAGACUUUAAAGCAGCAAGACCAGGAAAGCUAAAGAAUGAUUAG